UUUUUCUCCUUUAAAAAAAAAAAAAAAAAAAAUCAGCAACCCUAAAAAGUAAGCAAUUCAAAAACUAACAACAACAACAAAGCUAUUAAUUAACAUGGAUCAUCCAAUCUCUCAUCACACAUCAAACAAUAAUAACUCAACAUCAUUCUUCCUUUCAUCAUCUUCUUCAACUACUAAUAGUUCUACUACUCCUACUAUCACCUCUUGUUCUUCGCCCUCGAUCUCUACAUCAUUAAGUAUCCCAACCACUCCACCACCACCAAGCAGUAGCCGAUACGAGAACCAAAAGCGGCGAGACUGGACCACCUUCGGACAGUACCUGAAGAACCACCGGCCUCCCCUGGCGCUGAACCGAUGUAGCGGGGCCCACGUAUUGGAGUUUCUACGGUACUUGGAUCAGUUCGGCAAAACUAAGGUGCACAAUCAUAUGUGUCCGUUUUACGGUCACCCUAAUCCUCCUGCCCCCUGCCCGUGCCCGUUGCGUCAAGCGUGGGGAUCGCUUGACGCUUUGAUCGGACGGCUCAGAGCUGCUUACGAGGAAAACGGGGGUAAGCCCGAGAUGAACCCGUUUGGGGCCCGCGCUGUACGGCUUUACUUAAGGGAAGUUAGGGAUUCUCAGUCUAAGGCCAGAGGCAUUAGCUAUGAAAAGAAGAAGCGUAAGCGGGUCCCACAGAAUACGAGCUCGAAUAAUAACGAAUCGAUGUCGAUGAUGCCGCCGCCACUGGCGCAGCAGCCAUUGCCACCUCCAGCUGGUGCUGUUAAUAUUAUGGAUAUGGGGAUAGAGAGAGAGCAGAGUAGCACAUCCGAAGCCGAAAGAGAGGAAAAAAGAAUUGUGAUGCUGGCAUGGAGCGAUGAACGCUUGCCUUCGGAAAGACUACAAGGUGGUACUCAAUUAUAUCACACUCGUGCAGAAUUUCACUCGGUGGAUCUGAAGCACAAUAUAUUAACUCGUUCUUGCUUUCCUUCAAUUAUCAUGGCUAAGUUCUUUUCAUCUGCCAUGGUGUCAUCUUUGAAUAAAUUUAUCUACUUAGUGGGAGUGGGAGGAGCGCGAUUAUCUGUCGUCCAAUCAUCUAAUGAGUCUUCCUCUUCCAACCACACAUUCUACUCCGGCGGUUCAUGUCUUGACAUGUCUGAUGAGGCUCCAGUGUGGUGUCCAGCUCCUGUCUUCUUUGAGGAUAACACUUCUCCCAACUAUGUUAGCUUUCUUGGCAAUAUUUACAACUUUGGAUCUGUUUGCCUUGCGCCCCAGGUUCUUGAAUGUGGUGCCCUUGGCCACUGUAAGUCAAUUCGCUCUCUCCCUAUCCCUCAAAGCCUUGCUGGUUGUAGUGUGUCUGUUCCUGUACUUCCCGACCCUUCCAACAAACGCAUUCUUAUGCGCCUCUAUGGUGGUCCCCUUUCGUCGCCUUCCCUCUAUGCUUUCACUCCCGAUCCUUGUGCUGAUGCUAUUGGGACAUGGGAAUGUCUCACCUCUGAUUUCCAUCUUUGGGCUCAUGCUGCUGCUGUUGUUAAUGGGGUCAUAUAUUUUCACUGCCAUAAAGUUCCAUCUCUUCUUUGUGCUUUUCAUAUAACCAAGAAAAUAUGGUUGAAAGUCUGGUGGGAUUCGUGCUUUAAGGACAAUGUUAAUAUGAAUGCCGAAACUUUUAAUUUCGAUGCAAUGCUUCAUUUGGGCCACAAUAUUUUGUGCUUUGCUGGUUGGACACCAAUAUAUUCCCGGACUGCUGUUUUUACCAUCGAAGUCAUAUUUUACAAGUUCCAAGUGUUGGUCACCGGUGAAACUGUAACCGUCAAGGUCUGUGACUCCUACUCAUAUGAACUUCCGGGAAGUACCAAUGUGUUUCAUUUCCUCCCCAUUUAGCAGGUACUCUUCUCCAUCUAACCAUCUCUUAUUCUUGCUAUUAUUCUGUUACUUACUAUCAAGGUAUUUUACUGCCUCUUUUAAUGUGGAUUCGAUUUAUAAUGCUAAAUUUGUUCAUCAACUUAGUUGUAAGAGGCAUUGUUGGAUAAAUUUUCAUUCCCAAAAAUUUGGUUGUUUGGUAAAAAAUUUUUUUACAUAUUUGGUUAUCGAUUGUGACUCACCAGUCGGAAAUUCCUGGGUCCGCCACUGAUUAUAUGUAGAAGAUAAUCUAAUAUAUGUUACAAGUAAGAUAUAUAAGAAGAAUCUUAGUACUAGUACUAAGUUGAAUACAAUCUUAAUUCAUUAGUAAAA
Messenger RNA from Chenopodium quinoa (quinoa), 2206 nucleotides. RefSeq lists its product as uncharacterized. Gene Ontology annotation, cellular component: nucleus. The coding region runs from base 95 to 1855 and encodes 586 amino acids. NCBI's taxonomy places the organism in Eukaryota, Viridiplantae, Streptophyta, Magnoliopsida, Caryophyllales, Amaranthaceae. Gene Ontology annotation, biological process: mRNA transcription; response to light stimulus. The record is from RefSeq and is a predicted model, not a curated record. The transcript has 2 exons.